AUGCAAACUCAACAAACGUUUUGCCCCGCUGGUCAUUCUGGUUAUUUUAUUUAUAAUUAUGAUGGUUAUGAUUAUUUUAACUGUAAAAUUGGAAUUUGUCGUACAAAUUGCAUAAAAAUUUAUUGGGAUUUUAUCAAACGGGAGUGGAAAUAUAAUUCCAGUAGUGUUGUUGCUUUAAAGGAAUUAAAAGAUUAUAAAUAUGAUAUUUCGGAAUUUAUUAAAGCGAUUAAGGAAAUAGAAAUUAGUGAUUAUGAAUACGUAACAAAAUUUUUUGGAAUUUCGAAAAAUCCUUCUACACAAAACUACAUUAUUGUUAUGGAAUCAUAUGAUGAUACCAUUCAUAGUUCUUUAUCUGAUAUCUUUCUAAAAAUUGGGUGGUUGCCAAAAAAAAGAUUACUAUAUCAAAUAAUAGAAGGUCUUAAUAUUUUACAUGAAAAUAAUUUAGUUCAUGGUGAUUUAAAUAGUAAAAAUGCUUUGAUGAAGAAUCAUGCUGAUGAUAAUAAAAAAAGAAUGAAUAAAUCUCAUGAACAAAAAUUAAUUCGAUCUUUAUAUAAUAUUCAUCCUCAAUCCUAUUAUAUUAGUAGACAUAUUUAUACUCUUUAUGAAUUGCAAGAUUCAUUAGAAGAUAUAAAAUCUGGAAAAUGUGCAGAUCCUAAUUUAUGUACUUAUGAUAUGGAUUCUGAGGAAUCGAAAUGGAAACAAAAAUAA
Diversispora eburnea is the source of this 708-nucleotide messenger RNA. The record is from the annotation of a GenBank genome assembly. Lineage: Eukaryota; Fungi; Glomeromycota; Glomeromycetes; Diversisporales; Diversisporaceae.